AUGCCUCGAAGUUUAUUUCCAGUACAAUUAAAAAUAAUAUUUUUCACAGCAACUGAAUUACCUGGAAUAAUGGCUGAUUUUUUAACAACUGUUUCAAAAAAAAUUAUUCAAUCAGAUACAUGGGAACCAACUGAUCCUAAUGUUGAAGUUCCAUAUAAUACAAUGGUAGUUAAAACAGAAGUUCGUAAUGGUACAACACCUGUUUGGGGUGAAGCACUUUAUUUAAUUGGUCGUUUUUCACCACUUGUACGAAUAAUUAAAAUAUCACUUGAAGGCCAUGCAGCUAUUCAAAAAGAUCGUAUUAUUUCAUCAUUUUUUAUUGAUCUUUUUCUUAUUAGUGAAAGUAAUCCAUCAGCUGAUCAAGAUGGUCUUAGUGAAGGAAUGAGUGAAGCAGUUUGUUAUAAAGGACGAUUACUUAUGGCUAUUGAAUGCCAUCCAGUUAAUGCAGAAAAUACAUUAACUAUGAAUAUACAAAAAGAAACUGGUAUUGAAUUUCCUGAAGCUCAUAUAUUUUCAAUGAAACGUACAUUUCUCUUAUUUGGCUGUAUUUAUUAUGUUAGUAUGAUUGAUAAAUCAUUUGGUAAUACAACAAUUUCUUUUGAAUUAAGUAUUGAUCCAAUUGGAUAUUUAAAUCCACAAGAAUUAACUGCUGCAAUUCGUAAUCCUGUUUCAUUAUUAACACGUGCUUAUCCACGUAUAUCAAUUGAUAAUAAUAAAGAUUAUUUUCGUUUACCAAUUGAUUUACAAAAAACAAUAUUAUUUACAAAAUAUUUAUUUCAUGACUAUAUUUAUCGUAUGGCAUUAUCAAAUCGUUUAAAACAUGCAUUUAAAUAUUUAGUAUUAAUUAAAUUUAUUUAA
Molecule: messenger RNA, 858 nt
Organism: Rotaria sp. Silwood1
Lineage: Eukaryota; Metazoa; Rotifera; Eurotatoria; Philodinida; Philodinidae
Source: the annotation of a GenBank genome assembly